AUGUGCUUCCCAGUUGGCGGGCUACUCCCAUAUUUGGCACUUCGGUCGGUAGCAUAUAUAUGCGUGUUUGGAGACAGCAGCAGGGCUCCGGAUCUGAUACGUGAGGCGUUUGAAAGUCCGCAUUUCAAGAGGUUUGAUGGUGCUGGGACGUACAAGGAGGCCAAAGGGAGAUGUGGAAUGAGGUUUGCGGACGUGGUGAAUGGAGCGUUUGGGCAGAUCAGCGAUAUGGCGGAUAAGGUUGGGAAGGGAGAGCCAGAGGUUUGGUGUAUUUGGAAGAAGAGAGGAGAGGUGGAGAUGCUUCUGAAGGUUAAGGAGUACAGGAAAGGCUAUGGAUCAGGGAAAAGAAGGAGGAGAUAG
Encephalitozoon cuniculi GB-M1 is the source of this 357-nucleotide messenger RNA. RefSeq lists its product as uncharacterized. The transcript has a single exon. Lineage: Eukaryota; Fungi; Microsporidia; Unikaryonidae. Bases 1 to 357 code for a protein of 118 amino acids. The record is from RefSeq and is marked provisional.